GGAGGGCUGGAUGAGAAGAUGACUCAUGCUAAGAAUGGCCUGCAAAUACCCUGAUUCCUCAGGGCUCGCGUUUAACUGUUCACCUGCUGCACACAGUUUGCCACAGAUCGUGCCUUGCAAACGGGCACAGAUUUGUCUCAAGUAGGAGCAGGAACAAUGACAAUGUCAUAACUGGCUAUUAUAGCUAAUAUAUGAAUAGCGUACAUCCUCUUUUCCCAGUGCCAGAGAUGUCAGGGAGAAUGAUCCAAGCAAAGAAAGGUUCAGGUGUUUCAACCCUGCAUGCUUUCUACCUGCUACCUACAUACUUGGCUUUCUUAACGUCUUAAAUCCCCUAUAUUUUUAACAGUUACUUUGCCUCCAGGCCUCUUGACUGGCACUGUUAUGUUCACCUGGCAAGGUCUUGGAGUAGGUGGAAAGGCACAGGCUCCAAUGUCACGGGGAGGAAACAUUACCCUGCCACUGCCCCAGGUUAGGUUUUGGAGGGGGCAAGCAACACACCCUGACCUUCAUGAGACCACAGGCUGUUCUAGACAGCCGAGGCAGCCAAGAGUUAAAAUGACAGCAUUACUCCCUGUAGCUUUAGCUAGGUAGCCCAGGAACAAAAUCGCAGCGCAGGCACCUUUUUCCCGCAGCCUUCAAACCUUGAGUGCUUGCUUUUAGUUUUCAAACUAGUCCUUACUACCCUGCCUGGACAUUGCUGCUUAUAAUUGCAUUUGCAAACGCUCACAAGUAAGCCGCUCACAGCUCGAUGUGGCCUUACAGAUUUAAGGCCUGCACUCCCAAGUGUUGUUAAGCUUACUGCUUAGGGCUUCUUUUUGCAGUACAGGUUUUGUGUUUUGUUUCAGGUUUUUUGCUGCACGGAUAGUUCACAUCCACCCUGCAAGCAUGUGCCUUGUACAGAGUACUCACGGCGGGGAAACGUGGCCAUUUCAUCAAUGACAAGCAUUGAUGCAGAAUGUAAUAAUGGGAUUAAUUCCAUUUCAUUAACAGAGUGGUGAACAUAAAUGCCAUACUUAAUUUUAUUAAAUAGCUCACAUGGGGCUACUCAGUUAUCAAUGACUGUCCUGGGAUUUCAUUAAGUUUUAAAGCUGUUAUUUAAUGGAUCGAUUUCAGUUGAAACAUUUUCAUUAACUUGCAAUCCUUUGUAGUUGCAUAAUUAUUAAUUGCCAUGCAAACACCCCCUUCUGUGUUUGUCCUCAUCUUAAAAAAAAAAAAAAAAAAAUGCUCAGUGGUUUGUUGCAAAGAGUAUUGGAAUAACUGAUGUAUAGGGGAUGGUUAUUGUAAAUAAGGGUCUCCUUUUUGCUGUUGAGUACUAGAAGACCUUCUAUGAAGUGGGGAAAAAUUUGGUCCUCACCCUACCAAAGUUAAUGUUUUGCCAGAUCCAAUAUAGUUACACUCCCAAACAGUUUUAAUCUGCAUCCAUCAGCUUUGAGGAAGUUAAUAAUUAUCAAUGGUAACGCAGUUUUUGCUUUGAGAGCACAAUGCCUUUUUCAACCAACGCUGUUCCUGAAUGGCAUGCUCUAAACCCGGCACAGUGCUGAUACUGUAUUAUGCACUAUCCUGUUUUAUUAGACGCACUUGAGGCUCUGAGCCAACUUAAUUAAGUAAAUUUUCAGAAAUGUGAAAAUUUAUCUUCCUUUUACUCUUUUUUUUCCCCCAGGGGGAUAUGAAACCUUUUACUCGCAAUAUCCUGAGUGCUGUGUGGACGUAAAACUCGUUUCCUCCGAGAGAAAUGAAAUGGAGAGAAACCUCAACAGCCACUGUGAGAAGCAGAGCGUCAACCACAAGCCGGCUUAUGAUCAGGGUGGUCCGGUGGAAAUCCUGCCUUUCCUUUACCUUGGCAGUGCCUACCAUGCUUCCAAGUGUGAGUUCCUAGCCAACCUGCGCAUCACAGCCUUGCUCAAUGUCUCCAGGAAGAGUUCAGAGUCCUUUAAAGACCAGUAUUGCUAUAAGUGGAUCCCAGUAGAGGACAGCCACACAGCGGACAUCAGCUCUCACUUCCAGGAAGCCAUAGAUUUCAUCGACUGUGUGAGGCGGGCUGGAGGCAAGAUCCUAGUGCACUGCGAAGCGGGGAUCUCGCGCUCCCCCACCAUCUGCAUGGCUUAUCUCAUGAAAAUGAAGAAGUUCCGCCUGGAGGAGGCCUUCGAUUACAUCAAGCAACGCAGGAGUUUAAUCUCCCCCAACUUUGGUUUCAUGGGCCAGCUACUGCAGUACGAGUCAGAGAUCCUGUCUUCCACUCCCAGCCCUCCUGUCGCCUCGUGUAAACGAGACGCUGUGUCUUUCUUUGCAGAAGAACUGACUUUAAGCAAAAACUUUGAAGGCUCCUGUUACACAUUUCCUACCUCAGUCUUGAGCUCUGUGCCCAUCCAUUCUCCCGUCCAUCAGAUCAAGCUCAGCCCGAUCACUGCCUCUUCAUCCUGCUGAAAUCCUCUUGGAGAAACGCAAGCCAAUGCAGUCCUCUGACACCAACUGUGACUCGAAGAGAAGCAUUUCAUGGACGUGCAAUACAGAAAGCCUCAUGGACUUGGCAGCCAGAAUGGCCGUUCUGCUUUAGACUAAGAUGUGAGUAUAGAUGCUGGUUACACAGAGCUGUACGCAGGGCAGGCUUUCAAGAGAUUUCACUCACACCUUUCUUUUUUUAAACACGUGACUUUUCUUUUUACCUUGAAGUGUGCGCUCACUACUGUCCUCCUGGGCCCUCUGGAACCGUGAAGGGGCCAGACCCAGGCGACUUGCUCUCUGUUCCUGUCUCCUCUUAAAUGUUAUUUUAAGAAGCCUUGUUUUAAAGUUUAAGCAAUAAACAGCUGCAUCAGGAAAGAGAGCAACUGGAAAAGCACAAUGCCAGGUGGCAACAACUCGCCUAUCUGUUUUGCUUUUGCUCGGGUCGCUUUUUGUUCCCACACUUGGAGGAAUGAGCUGAGCAGGGGCCGAGGUCAAGAAGAAGCUGAUCUGUUAUUGGGCAGACGGAGGCAUGGCAGGGGGUUUUCACCUUUCUCAGAUGUACUGGGCAUUGGCCUUUCUGGGGCUGUUUAGGUGUGGCAUUUCCUGCACGCGCCUUUGUGCUGGGUGUACCCAAAGCAAAGAGCCAGGGACGGUCGGUGAAGUGAUCAGGCCAUCCUGCUGAGCCGAUGUGCUCCCACCUGCUGUUACUUAAGGACUGCCCUAGAAUACUUGAAUGUCUACCCACCCCUGGUCUCAGUGACUCUUCCAUCAAUUGAAACUGUAACCGCUGGAUUUUAGACCAAAAAACUUCCCCCGUCCAAACCAACCAGGAGCCCAUCCUCCUUUGAAGUGUUACCAGUUUGUACUGUGUGUAGCAAAGUGGUCUUGCUAAGUGUUACGUGGCUUGCUAUUGUAAGUAUGGUCACUUCCACCCAGUGUUCCUGCAGCUGAAACGGUUUCAUUUCUUCCCUGGGCGACUGACUCUUCCUCCCUUUUUGCGUCAUGUUCUUGUGUCUGCAGGGAGUUCCAGAUGUGCUGCUGCUUUGUCUGUUGACCUUUUUAUUAUAAUAUUAUUAUUAUUAUUAUUAUUAUUAUUUUUUACCUAUGGGAAAUGGCAAUAAUUUCCUGAAGAUCUCCUGAAUGUGAAAGAAAAACUGAAAUGUUUUUACGGAGUGUGAAUUAAUAAAGAAACAAAUGUUGA
Messenger RNA from Gavialis gangeticus (Gharial), 3643 nucleotides. It is a transcript of the gene DUSP5, whose product is annotated as dual specificity phosphatase 5. Gene Ontology annotation, molecular function: MAP kinase tyrosine/serine/threonine phosphatase activity; protein tyrosine/threonine phosphatase activity. NCBI's taxonomy places the organism in Eukaryota, Metazoa, Chordata, Crocodylia, Gavialidae. The coding region runs from base 1738 to 2424 and encodes 228 amino acids. Gene Ontology annotation, biological process: protein dephosphorylation; endoderm formation; negative regulation of MAPK cascade. The transcript has 3 exons. Gene Ontology annotation, cellular component: nucleus; cytoplasm. The record is from RefSeq and is a predicted model, not a curated record.